This is a messenger RNA of Anopheles coustani, 336 nucleotides long. Its product is annotated as RYamide receptor-like. The transcript is spliced from 2 exons. Lineage: Eukaryota; Metazoa; Arthropoda; Insecta; Diptera; Culicidae. Gene Ontology annotation, biological process: neuropeptide signaling pathway. Gene Ontology annotation, molecular function: neuropeptide receptor activity. Gene Ontology annotation, cellular component: membrane. The record is from RefSeq and is a predicted model, not a curated record.
AUGAUCAAGAUGAUGGUAACCGUGGUGAUCGUGUUUACGUUCUGCUGGCUUCCCUUCAACUGGGAGGGGUAGUGAGAGUUCGCCGUCUUGAUGAAGCUGGAAGCGUCGUGGGACCUGCUGCCAUACUUCUGGUUCGCCUUUCACUGGCUCGCCAUGUCGCACAGCUGCUACAACCCGAUCAUCUACUGCUACAUGAACGCAUACUUCCGCAGCGACUUCAUUCUGGUGCUGCACGGCGUGCCGGGCAUGCAGCAGAUCUGCUGCCGCAUUAGUCACUCGCCGCCGGCCAUCACACGCAACGUGGGUUCCAGCGUUGCCCUCGUCGGUAAGUAUUAA